Molecule: messenger RNA, 3660 nt
Organism: Lottia gigantea (owl limpet)
Lineage: Eukaryota; Metazoa; Mollusca; Gastropoda; Lottiidae
Exons: 12
Coding region: 1-3660 (1219 amino acids)
Biological process (GO): protein localization to centrosome
Cellular component (GO): centriolar satellite
Source: RefSeq, a predicted model, not a curated record
AUGCCUGCUGACAAAGUCAAGAAAGCAUCUCCUGCACAAAAAACUAAGGGAACCAAAGGAAAAAGUUUGGCUGUCAAGCUUGGUUUUAAAUCUGCAUCAACAAAGAAGUCGACUAGUAUUAAAGAGAAGAGUGGUAAGAGACCAGUUCGAGGUAAAGCUGGAUUUAGUUUAUAUCCCAGUGACAGUGAUAUUGACAAUGUAGCUACAUUAAAUAAUGAUAUUGAUAAAUGUUCCAAUAUACUUCAACAAAUGAUUGCAGUUAAACAAGCGAAAGAGAAAGCUAGUCCAGAAUCUAAGAAAAGAGGAAGUAAGAAAACUGGUUUCAAGAAAGAAAUCAUUAUUCCAACUGCCAACCCAGAUGGAGAUAGUUCCAAUGCCUCAAAUCGUGUGAUUUACAAAGAAACCUUGAUGGAAGUUAGAACUCCUUUUAAUACUAGGCUGAUCUCGUCUACUCCUGAUCCUGAUAAAAUAGAUGAGAGUAAUGUCCCCUUGCAAGCUAACACUCAAAACAGAAAUAGUAGUCAAGUUCAAACACAUGAUGGACAGACUGUUACAUCAGCUGUAGUUACCAUGACUUCAGCUUCUCCUAGAACGUCUGCUCCAGUUGGAAUGACUCAGCAGUUUGUCAGUGCCAGAGAUUUGAUGCGUCCAAUUGCCCAAGCUCAUGUUUCUCAAGAUCAGAAUUACGUUCAUAUCCAUAAAAUUUCCAGCAGUUCCUUGUACCAUCACAACAUUGUUAAUAACGGUUCAAACGAGGUUACAACUAGCGCUACAGAUUUGUCCAAUCACAGACCUGAAUACAUGACACCACCUUGUCGACCAGACGCAGUACUGAAAAAUGGGAAACAGUGCUACAGCACUGAUGAGUUAGCUUAUGGUCAACGAAGCACUGAAUCUCCUUUGGAUUUGAGUGGUCCGAAAACUAAUGAAACAUCCUUAAAUUCUUGCCACCAACGCCCCUUAAGCACAGACAGCAUCGAUGAUCUUCAUAGAAAAAAUUUAAUCAAUUUUGAAUCCGAGGAAGAAUACGAGAGAGUCGAAAAUCGUCGGGAAAGUAACAUUGAAGAUCUCAAAUGCUACAUUGAUAAUGAUGAAGUGUCGCCACCUGCUGGAUUAAAAGCACCUAAGCAGACGCGGAAAUCCUUGAAUGAUAUCUAUGAUCAACAGGGUGAAAAACGAAACGAUUCAAGUCUAAGACAAACAGACAGUUAUGAAUUCAGCAUUAAAGAACAACAUGUGGAAAAGGACGGAUCUGAUGUGCCAGAUUUUCGCGAAAACUUAAAACAUUUUCAAGAAGCUGCGAAGACAUCUACCACUAAUUUGAAAACUGGGAGACUGGAAGUGCCACAACCGACAGCCGCAGAAACCAUAUUUAUCAAUCAAAUCCAAUAUCCAACUAGUCAUAAACCUAAUAAAUUUCUGAACAUUGAUAUAGGUGUGACGCCUAUGCCUAGUCCGGUCAGAAUGGCUGAACCUCGGGCUCGUGCCAUUUUGGGGAGACCCCAUCAUGCUCUUAGCCCAGAUGAGAAGUCGGAGCCUCAGAAGCCACGUAGUCCAUCUCAAAGUGUCAGUCCACCACAAAAAGUCAGUCCACCACGCUCUAUGGAACAGACUGGACAUUUUUCUCCUCGAUUAUCACCUACACCUGAUGCCACGACAAACUGGAAUCGCAGACGAGAGUACAACCACCAUAGAUAUGAUGAGAGUUUGUCACAGCCCAUGAUAACUCCAGCUAAACAUCAAUCUGGUCAAGGCGUUAUGGAUGAGGAUGACGAACUGUUUAUCAAUGUUAUCGAGUACCCAACAGAAGAUGGUGAUGAGACCACAGAAGAACAAGUGAUGUCCGAUCGUCACCAAAUAAAAGAUCUUCCACCACAUUUUGCACGCUUUGGUUAUCUUUCUGACACGCCAGCUAACUCACCAAUGAGAUUUCCUCGUCCACGAAGUCAAAGUUCAUCUCGGCUUUCACAGUUAGCUGCAGAAGGUAACCAAGGGCAACCAAAAAAAUCUGAUCAUCCCUUUUUAAGGACUAUUUUGUCCGAUAAAACAGAAGGCAUGCAGGACCCUGAAUUUCCUGAUGAUGCCGAACCACUGAAAGAUGCUGAAGCCUUCCCUCAGAUGUCUACUGCAUUUCCUGUUCAACCAAUCAAAGCUCAGUUUCCACAUUUGAAUUACGAUACUCCAAUGAAUUCCCCUGUUCGACCAUUUUUCAAUGGUAGAGUCGAAGCACCUCCAGUAAAGGAGAGCGAAUUAAAGGGAGAUUAUGGGCAACCCAUUCCAACAACCAAUGAUCCAACUGCUGGUGUUAAGAAGUUAAGAUGGCUGCUUGCAGAGUUAUUGGAAGUCUGUGACAUUGAUGGUGAUCCUGAUAUGUGUCAGUUAGCUCAAGAUUUAUCAAACACCCUGGAAUCCAUACCACAGUUGAAACUUACUUUUAAUCUUCAAACAGAGAUAGAGCUAGCAUUGCAACCAUUACGUACUGAAAACAGUCAACUAAGACGGAGAUUAAGAAUUGUAAAUCAACAACUGAAGGAAAGAGAAAGAUUAGAAAAAGAAGCUAGUACUUCAAGUGGGGUUAAUUUUCAAGUUCUACAACUCCAAGCUAAUAACAGCAGCUUACAAAGACAGCUAAAGGAAGAGAAAGAAGAACAAAUGAAACUCUCUAAACAGAUUGAAGAAUUGGAGAGAGAGAAGGAUAAAUAUAAACAAGAACGACAGACUUUACUUCUAGCUCUUGGUGAAAAGGAUACUGACAGGCUCAAGCUCCGACAAGAAAGUUCACAAGAAAACCAGAAAUUACGUCAAGAUUUGGCUUUGGCACAGACUCGAACCGAAGGAAGUAGUUUAAAACUUGAGGCUUCAGACCGAGAAAACCAUAUUUUAAAGAUCUCCCUUAAGCAACGAGAUUCCGAAAUCGAAAGGUUGCAAGAAGUUGUACACACAUUAAAAGAUGGAGUAAAUGAAGUAUUAGGGUGUAUUGAAAACCAAUCUGGUAAUAAUAGAGGUGUGCCCUCGGUUCCUGCUCCUGACACAGACAAUCCUCGGGCCAGUAUCAGUCUUCAAAGGUUAUUACAGCUGGUCCAACAGGAAAACUACCAUGCCAGCUCAGAUAAAAGUAUGCGAUCUGAUCCAGGAUCAGUCUCGAUACUAAAACCUUCAACCAAUCAGCAUGUAGAAUUCAACGCUGCAUCGAGACACAGCAAUUCUCCAUUGACCCAGAAUGCAUUAGCGGAACAUAAUCGUAUAUUAAAAACCACACGACAUAAUGCAGUUACCAUGACGACUAAACCUGUUGACAACCAGAAAGACCUGAAAAAAACAGACCAGAAUGCAAAUAUUACUGAACAUGUGAUCUCAAAUGACCAAUCACGUUACAGUGUUACUGACUAUUUCAAGAAAUACUCGUCAAAUACUUUAGAUAAAUCAGACCGUCUAUCACCCAUUCCUACCUCCAAUGAAGAAGAGAUUAAGGGGAGAGAAUUCAACAUUUCAUUAGGUUCAAUACAGGACGAUGUUCAAUCUGUGAUGUCAUCAGUAUCAGAGUCCUCAACAUCAACAGCUGUGGAUGAUUCUGCCUUCCGCGAAGGAAUCGCAAACUUGGACGCCAAUAUUGCCAAAGUACAAGAAGCUUUACAACGAACCAAAAAAAUUUUCUCGUGA